Molecule: messenger RNA, 513 nt
Organism: Alternaria arborescens
Lineage: Eukaryota; Fungi; Ascomycota; Dothideomycetes; Pleosporales; Pleosporaceae
Exons: 3
Coding region: 1-513 (170 amino acids)
Biological process (GO): amino acid transmembrane transport
Cellular component (GO): membrane
Molecular function (GO): L-amino acid transmembrane transporter activity
Source: RefSeq, a predicted model, not a curated record
AUGCAAGAUGCAGCCAAGGACUUGCCUGCCGCGAUUCACACAGCGGUCCCAGCUGUCAUAGUAUGCUUCCUUUGCGCCAACUUGUCCUACUACAUCCUGAUACCAUGGAACGUGAUUGGAGCCAGCGACACAGUCGCGGAGACGGCCGGCCAGAAUGUUUUGGGCAGGUCCGGUGCCGUAAUUUUUGCUUUGCUCAUCUCCGUUGCUUGCCUUGGGUCAAUUAACAUCAGCGUGUUUACAACUGCGAGACUCACGAUCAGUGCAGUGAAUAAGGGCUAUCUCCCGAAAUUACUUUCAGGAAAUGGCCACAGCCAGAAUGGGCAACCUCAAGAUCGUCAGCUACAAGACGCUCCUCGAGAUUGUAGCCUGUCUUCAAAGCUAUUGAGUCUUUUCGGAGAGGGUCCUUUCUGGCAAACUCCAAUCAAAGUUAUGCUUUUUAAUGGUUGCCUCACAAUAGUAUACAUACUAGUUGGUACCUUCAGCGCUCUUGUCACGUUCAUAGGUAAGUUUUAA